UCGGGACUCUGGGAAAUCUUCCAAAUGGCCUGCGAUGGGGACUACGAAUCUGCAUUUACCCCGUGUUGGGCACACCCCAGGGUGGCGGAAACCAUGGUCAGAUGCUGCAACGGCUUCGACGCUAAAAACCGAGCAGUCUCGAAAAUAGACAAGCUCAAAAUAAGAGCCAAUCGAACAACCUGGGAGAAUGUGACGGCCAAAACCCACAUUCUAGCCCCAGACGCACCGUUCACGACCCACAUCAGGGACAUAAUCCUCGACGGAAUCAAGGCAGCGGAGAAUCUUGACCUAGACCACGGAGAGGAAGCCAAAGUCGAGAAUCUCUUCCCGAACGUCUGGUCUCAAGACCGCCAAAACAUCGAAGAACGAUUCGCUCGUCUGAAUGUCGCUGAAGCCACGGGAAGCGACUAG
Molecule: messenger RNA, 411 nt
Organism: Oikopleura dioica
Lineage: Eukaryota; Metazoa; Chordata; Appendicularia; Copelata; Oikopleuridae
Source: the annotation of a GenBank genome assembly